Messenger RNA from Anthostomella pinea, 948 nucleotides. Lineage: Eukaryota; Fungi; Ascomycota; Sordariomycetes; Xylariales; Xylariaceae. The record is from the annotation of a GenBank genome assembly.
AUGGCGUCCCGUUCAUUAACCCAAGCCAAUUGCUUGCGAACCGCCGCGGCGAGCCUGCGGGCCGUCCCUCAAGUCUCGACCAGAUGGAGCUCGAAUAGCACCGCGACGUCCGCCAUUGCCUACAAGGCUCUGCGUCGCCGCCAAGCGCCGCUACCUACCGAGGGCACGCCGUCAUCGUGGUCCGCUCAGGCAGCCGUCUCGAACAUCCUCUACGAAACCCCGACUCCCUCCAUGACCCCGCCGAAACGCCAUGUCCUCAACUGCCUGGUACAGAACGAGCCGGGUGUGCUGUCCCGCGUAUCUGGUAUUCUGGCCGCUCGUGGCUUCAACAUCGACUCGCUGGUCGUAUGUAACACAGAGGUGGAUGACCUGUCGCGUAUGACAAUCGUCCUUACUGGUCAGGAUGGCGUGGUUGAACAAGCUCGUCGGCAAUUGGAGGAUCUGGUCCCCGUGUGGGCUGUACUCGAUUACACCAACGCGGCACUUGUUCAGCGUGAGCUGCUGCUGGCCAAAAUCAACAUUCUGGGGCCUGAAUACUUCGAGGAGCUGUUGGCCCACCACCGCGAGAUGACAACUGACUUCGAAAACGACAUCGAAAACGGCGAACAGACACUGGGCGAUAUAUCCGAGGACUUCCAUCCUAGCAAGUUGGUUGCCAGUCAAGCCCUGCGACACAAGCACGAACACCUCAAAUCAAUAACGUACUUCGCACAUCAGUUCGGUGGAAAAGUUCUGGACAUCAGCACAACAAGCUGCAUCGUUGAGGUAUCUGCUAAGCCAGUGAGGAUCGACUCAUUCAUGAAACUGAUAGCACCGUUCGGAAUCCUGGAAUCCACCCGUACUGGUCUCAUGGCACUGCCUCGGUCUCCCCUGUAUGGACCCGACGAGGAGGCACUCGUCAAGGAGGCGGAUGAAGUUGUCGAUGCGAGCCAGUUGCCGCCUGGCUAA